Messenger RNA from Drosophila guanche, 509 nucleotides. RefSeq names its product probable small nuclear ribonucleoprotein E (gene SmE). The record is from RefSeq and is a predicted model, not a curated record. Gene Ontology annotation, molecular function: RNA binding. Gene Ontology annotation, biological process: mRNA splicing, via spliceosome; spliceosomal snRNP assembly. The transcript has a single exon. Bases 100 to 384 code for a protein of 94 amino acids. Gene Ontology annotation, cellular component: U1 snRNP; U5 snRNP; U4/U6 x U5 tri-snRNP complex. Lineage: Eukaryota; Metazoa; Arthropoda; Insecta; Diptera; Drosophilidae.
CCGAGGGUCUGCGGUCACACUCCUUUACAGACGCCGGCAAAAAAAGCGAAAAACGAAAUUAUUUUCAAUUUUAAUUAAAAGCGAUUUAAAGUAGCCAAAAUGUCCUUCAAAAGCAAUCCCAAGGUGCAAAAGGUGAUGGUGCAGCCCAUCAACCUGAUCUUCCGUUACCUGCAGAAUCGCUCGCGCGUGCAAGUCUGGCUGUACGAAAACAUUUCGCUGCGCAUCGAGGGCCACAUUGUUGGCUUCGACGAGUACAUGAAUCUGGUUCUGGACGAUGCCGAAGAAGUGUACGUGAAGACGCGCCAACGCAAGAGUCUGGGCCGCAUUAUGCUAAAAGGGGACAACAUCACGCUGAUACAGAACGUGAGCCCGUCCAAGGAUUAGUGGCGUAGAUUGGAUUACCUUUCCUCCCGAUAGAUGCACGCCGUAACCAUAAGUUGUAAUCAUGACUGUAAAGCUGAAGCCUCAAAACGAAUGAAAACUAAAUAAAUGGAUAUCUUUUCUUUAAA